CAUUCCCCUGUGGGUGAUUCCUCAGCACUGGCUGUGCAGACCCAGGGAGCCGCACAGCCCAGACCUGGGCAACACCUGUAGGAGCUGAGAGUGUCCUCCCGGCAGCAGGCAGAACAAACACGUGGGCCUGGGUUUCACAACCCUAAGGCAUCGAAUUCCGCCACCAACUCAAAUCAGAUCGAAGCCAGACCCUUCUCAGGUGAAGGCAACGACCAAACAGCCAGACCCAUCCUGGAGGUCCCUCGUGUGACCCUGAGCAGGAGGCAGUCACUUGGCCUAGUAGAACUUCUGACCUAUCCAUAAUCAAACCACCCCAGCCGGAACUUCUGCCUCUAUAGCUGCUGUCAUGGAGCAGACUUGAAUCUCACCCAUGGAGACAGGCAGACAAACGGGUGUGUCUGCUGAGAUGUUCGCCAUGCCCCGAGGUCUGAAGGGCAGCAACAAGGAUGGAAUCCCUGAGGACCUAGAUGGGAACUUGGAAGAAGCCGGGGGUCAGGAAGGUGAGCUCAGGAGUCAGGAUGUCAUGGACCUCACAGAAGGUGACAAUGAAGCCUCAGCCUCAGCUCCUCCUGCAGCCAAAAGACGGAAAACAGGUACCAAAGGAAAGAAGGAGAGGAAGCCCACCGUGGAUGCAGAGGAGGCUCAGAGGACGACAACCCUGCUGUCUGCCAUGUCUGAGGAGCAACUGGCCCGCUACGAAGUGUGUCGCCGGUCAGCUUUCCCAAAAGCACGCAUUGCAGGUCUGAUGCAGUCUAUCACUGGCAGAUCGGUGCCUGAGAACGUGGCCAUUGCCAUGGCUGGAAUAGCCAAAGUCUUCGUUGGAGAGGUGGUGGAAGAGGCCCUGGACGUGUGUGAGAUGUGGGGAGAAACGCCCCCACUGCAGCCCAAGCAUUUAAGGGAGGCUGUUCGCAGGUUAAAGCCCAAGGGCCUCUUCCCCAACAGCAACUACAAAAAAAUCAUGUUCUAGGCCCAAGGCCAGAGGGAAGGGUCUGUUUGUGCAGGAAUAAGUACUGCAUUUGUCUUCCAAUGACAGGACUGUGUUUGCUGGAGCUUCUGCAUCUCAGUCUACCCCGGAUUUACCCAUAAUCUUAGUGUCUUACAAUUUGAAGUUGGCCUUACCUGGAUGAAGAUAGCAGAUUGUUUCAUAGUAGCCUUGGCUAAAUGUUUGGGCCUCCGAGUUCAUAUUGAAGCAUUUUUGUAUGUCUUUCUAGUUGGAAGAAUAAAGGUACCCGGGCCUCGAGCAUCCUGUGGACAGGUAGCUGCAUUCAGAGAGGGAAGCUCUUUCCAGGAGAUUUGUACGGUUUCAUGCUGAAGCCUGGUGUUGCCGUGUCUUAGCUUGUAUGCUUAUGUCUGGGUUUCAGUAAGUGAAGCCUCCAGAAAUGUUUCCCAAUUGUUGUCCUGUGUAUUUUUCAUGCUCAUAUGUAUUUUUGUGAGUCAUCACGAAAACAGUUAAACUCUUUUCCAAACUGCAGAAAUAAAAAUUAAGUCACAAAGC
Messenger RNA from Symphalangus syndactylus (siamang), 1495 nucleotides. Its product is annotated as TATA-box binding protein associated factor 11 like protein 2. Gene Ontology annotation, molecular function: RNA polymerase II general transcription initiation factor activity; protein heterodimerization activity. NCBI's taxonomy places the organism in Eukaryota, Metazoa, Chordata, Mammalia, Primates, Hylobatidae. The record is from RefSeq and is a predicted model, not a curated record. Gene Ontology annotation, cellular component: nucleus; transcription factor TFIID complex. Gene Ontology annotation, biological process: transcription initiation at RNA polymerase II promoter; RNA polymerase II preinitiation complex assembly.